UGGACGACCCCAAUGGCCGUGAGGAUCUUGGUAGUCUUGCUUAUCUGUCUGUUCGUGGGACUAACGGCACAUGGGAAGGAAGCCCUGCCGGUUGUGCCGGGGAUCAUGUUCUUCGGCGACUCGUUGCUCAGCAUAGGUAGCAAUAAUUAUAUAAAAACCGUGGUGAAAGCAAACGUGGCUCCCUACGGCAGGGACUUCAAAGACCAUGUGGCUACAGGGAGGUUUAGCAAUGGAAAAGUUCUUAGCGAUUUCAUAGGCGAAAAGCUAGGGUUUGAUGGGUCUCCUCCUGCAUACCUCAGCCCGGAGGCAUCUCGACUGAAUCUUUUGAUUGGAGCCAACUUUGCAUCAGCUGGAUCGGGCUACUACGAUGACACAGCACGUAUAUAUCAUGUCACCCCUUUGUCCCAACAACUGGACUACUUCAAAGAGUACCAAUCGAAGCUGGCAGUGGUUGCUGGGAGCAACCAGGUUCAGACCAUCAUCUCAGACUCACUCUACAUUAUUAGCGCUGCUUCAAAUGACUUCGGCUUCAACUACUACAUCAACCCUUUGCUCUUCUUGAGAGAGAACACGGACCAGUUCGGUGAUCGCCUCAUCCACAUCUUUAACAACACCGUGACGCAACUUUAUACUUUGGGAGCACGGCGUGUCGGUGUUUUCUCGAUAGCACCGCUGGGGUGUGCUCCCUUGGCGAUCACGGUGUUUGGCCUUGGGAGAAGUGGGUGCGUGCCGAGCCUUGAUGACGACGCGCGGAGGUUUAACAGGAAGUUGGGUGCAGCUGUUGACUCACUCUCGACGCGGUACCAUGAUCUCAAGAUUGCGGUCCUGGACAUAUACACACCUUGGCACAGCCUUGCCACCUCUCCUGGGUCACAUGGGUUCAUUGAGGCGAGGCACGGAUGUUGUGGUACUGGAUUAGUGGAGUUAACAUCGUUUCUUUGCAACCCUUUCUCCAUUGGGACAUGUCCAAACGCAACGACAUACGUGCAGUGGGACGCCGUCCAUCCGUCGGAGGCGGCGAACAAAGUGAUCGCAGAUUAUCUGGCCAAGGGAAUCAACAAGCUGCUUAUGUAA
Messenger RNA from Hordeum vulgare subsp. vulgare (domesticated barley), 1074 nucleotides. Its product is annotated as GDSL esterase/lipase APG-like. NCBI's taxonomy places the organism in Eukaryota, Viridiplantae, Streptophyta, Magnoliopsida, Poales, Poaceae. Gene Ontology annotation, molecular function: hydrolase activity, acting on ester bonds. Bases 13 to 1074 code for a protein of 353 amino acids. Gene Ontology annotation, cellular component: apoplast. The transcript has 5 exons. The record is from RefSeq and is a predicted model, not a curated record.